CAUCAAUAUGGCAGUUCUGUAAGGUGUACUCCAGUUUUCAGUUGCACAAUCGAUUAAGCAACGCAACGUCGUGUGUGUGUUUGUGUUUAGUGUUAGUUGUAUUUCUGGAAUUUAUAGUGUGUUAAUUAAAUUAAUAUUUAUUAGCUGUCCCUUUUUUUGAAAAAAUGUCUACUACAGUAGUCAACAAUAAUGAUCCGAGAAGACCUGAAAAAAUCCAUAGGUACAAACUUCCUACUGCAAGUGCUAGUGGGGGACCCACUGAUGAUCCAAUUCCUGAUUAUAUGAAUGUUCUUAGUAUGUUUUGCAGUAUGUUUGGUCUUAUGAUGAAACUUAAAUGGUGUGCUUGGGUUGCUCUUUAUUGUUCAAGCAUCAGUUUUGCUAAUUCUCGUGUAAAUGAUGAUACAAAACAAAUUUUGAGUAGCUUCAUGCUCUCCAUUUCUGCAGUUGUGAUGUCCUACUUGCAAAAUCCUCAACCAAUGACUUUGCCAGGUUUUUCAUAACCAAAAUUUAGUGAAAGAAAAAGAGAUAAAUACAUAAAUUUGUAUUAAAUUAUUAAGAUCAUAUUUAUGUUUCAAUACAAUAUUCAUUUGUUUCAACACAGUUCAUUUAUUAAAAGGUUUAUACUUUUGCCUUUUAUAUAUUCUAUAUAAAUUCUUUUUUCUUUCUUUCUAAUAUUGUUAUUUUUGAAAGAAUAAAUAAAAAUGUAUUAAUGAA
This is a messenger RNA of Argiope bruennichi, 714 nucleotides long. Its product is annotated as PAT complex subunit Asterix-like. The record is from RefSeq and is a predicted model, not a curated record. The transcript has 5 exons. NCBI's taxonomy places the organism in Eukaryota, Metazoa, Arthropoda, Arachnida, Araneae, Araneidae. Gene Ontology annotation, biological process: protein insertion into ER membrane. Gene Ontology annotation, molecular function: protein folding chaperone. Gene Ontology annotation, cellular component: endoplasmic reticulum membrane. The coding region runs from base 165 to 500 and encodes 111 amino acids.